This is a messenger RNA of Fusarium subglutinans, 897 nucleotides long. Its product is annotated as alcohol dehydrogenase Bli-4. The record is from RefSeq and is a predicted model, not a curated record. NCBI's taxonomy places the organism in Eukaryota, Fungi, Ascomycota, Sordariomycetes, Hypocreales, Nectriaceae. The transcript is spliced from 2 exons. Bases 1 to 897 code for a protein of 298 amino acids.
AUGGUAUCCUUCAAAGGCUUCAAUCCAGAGACCAACAUUCCCUCUCUCGCCGGGAAAGUCAUCCUCGUCACCGGCGGAACUUCCGGCCUAGGCCGCUCCGCCAUCCUCACUCUUGCCUCUCACAAUCCAUCUCACAUCUACUUCACCGGCCGCUCCUCGGUCUCCGCAUCGUCUCUCAUAUCCUCCCUCUCUCCUGUUCCUGCAACGUUCCUCGAAUGUGAUCUCACGUCCAUCGCAAGCAUGCGCUCCGUAGCGAAGAAGUUCACACAUGAUCGAUUGGAUAUCUUCAUCGCAAAUGCGGGAGUCAUGGCUGUUGAUGGGCUUACUCAGGAUGGACUUGAGUUGCAGUUUGGUGUGAACCACGUUGGCAAUGCGACGCUUUUGAUGGCUCUUUUACCAAUUAUGCAAAAGACUGCGGAGAACGGUCACGAGGUUCGCUUUGUUAGUGUUACUUCACUCGGAUACGCAGGCCAUCCAAAGAAGGGCAUUGAGUUUGAGACCCUUCAUUCACUCCAAGAACACUUACCCUUUGGAACGUGGAGUCGCUACGGACAGAGCAAACUCGCCAACGUCGUCCUGGCCAAGGAACUGGAGCGACAAUACCCUGCUAUCAAGAGCGUUGUUGUUCAUCCUGGUGUCAUUGCUACGAAUCUGGUCACAGGCUUGGGAUUCUGGAAGAGAAUGUUUGUGUAUGUUACCAACCCAUCGAUGAUGACGGUUGAGCAGGGUGGAUACAACACCGCUUGGGCUGCGGCCGGUGAUGUCAAGAGAGAUGAGGCAGUGGCCUUUUAUGAACCCGUUGGGAAGGCGAAUAAGGGAGAUGACAUGUGUUUUAGUGAGGACUUGGGAAAGAAGCUGUGGGAGUGGACAGAAGAGAAGAUCGAGAGUGUCAAGUAG